This is a messenger RNA of Aspergillus novofumigatus IBT 16806, 1814 nucleotides long. RefSeq names its product putative cell cycle control protein (Cwf23). The record is from RefSeq and is a predicted model, not a curated record. The transcript has a single exon. The coding region runs from base 317 to 1642 and encodes 441 amino acids. Gene Ontology annotation, cellular component: spliceosomal complex. Gene Ontology annotation, biological process: spliceosomal complex disassembly. NCBI's taxonomy places the organism in Eukaryota, Fungi, Ascomycota, Eurotiomycetes, Eurotiales, Aspergillaceae. Gene Ontology annotation, molecular function: nucleic acid binding.
GCAAAAAGCGGCAGCACUUCGGACUGAAUCCGGAAAUGGAAAGUAGCACAGUUUCCGCAGAAAAACAGUUCAGUAGUGUUCCGCCACCGCCAACACAGAAAAACCGAUCAGAACUCCAAUCUUUCUCCACCUUCGUCUCAACCAUGCCAUCAUUAACCUCAUUCUUUCCUUUUAUGGUGAUCCUUUGAAUCCUCAAAGUCUAUCAGCUCUUCUAUAAUUCACGGUUUUGCGCGUGGCAAACUUUGUCUGCUGGCUAAGUCAGUUUCUUCCCACAUUGAGAUAACAGCGUGCUUUCUUCGCGCGAACUACGCUCAAGAUGCCCUCGGACGACGAUCUCAAGGCACACGCUGCCUCCAACCAAGAUUUCUAUGCUCUCCUUGACAUCCCACCGGCCGCUUCGGAGUCCGAAAUCCGCCGUGCGUACAGGCGGACAGCCCUCAAAUACCAUCCUGACAAGAUCGCAAACCCGACACAGACAGACAUCGACAAAUUCCACCUGUUACAGAUUGCCUACGAUGUACUCUCUGAUCCCUCCGUACGGCAACUCUACGACAAUGCGCGGGAAGCGCGCGAAAGAAAAAAGCGGGAGCUGGAGAUGAUGGAUGCGGCGAAAAGGAAGAUGAAAGAGGACUUGGAAGCUCGAGAGCGUGCCGGUGCGGCUGCGAUGGGAGGUGCACAACGAGGCGUCAAAAGGACCUGGAUGUCUGCCGGCAUGGCUGGAGUGGACGACGAUGCCGAGGAGAAGCUUCAGCGCGAGAUUGAACGGAUUGCGGAGGAUGGGCGGCGGCGACGCAAGGAGGCUGAGGAGCGACUGAAGCGAGAAGCUGAGGCUGAGGGGAGGAGGUUGCAGCAGGAACAGGAAGAAGCGCGGAGAGCUGCAGAUCGGAGCAGUCAACGAGUCGACCGUUCACACGAAGGUGGCACGAAUGUUCCGGAACUCGAGCGAACCAUCAAAGUGCGCUGGGUUCGGGAAGGCCGAGGUCUGGAUCUAGACCAAGAUCGCUUGGUGUCUUUGUUCAAGCCUUUCGGUGAAGUCGAGAACACGUUCAUGCUCAAGGACAAGCGCCAGCGUGUUGGGGACAAGCGAGAGAAGAAGACUGUCGCGACAGGUGUUGUGGUAUUCGCCUCCAUUGUCAGCGCCCAUGCCGCCGUGCUGGACAGCGAGAAAAAGCGACGCCAGAGCGCCGGCCAACCGGACAACGACUGGUCGCUCAUCGAAUCUGUUUCCUGGGCGUCUGGCAACCAGCCAGACAUAGUGGACACGGAAAACCGGGCCGCUUCUCCCAUCUCCACGGCUGAUGAAGCUUCGUCAACACAAAAACCAGCUCCUUCCGUUGGCCCCUCCAAACCGUCUUUCGACUUUUCUAAGCUCAAGUCAGCAGCGCCGCCUGGUGGUCUAGGCAAGAUCCCCGGGAAAGCGCCCUCGUUUGCCUCGUUCGCCUCGGCCGCAGGCUCGUCAAAGUCAACGCCAUCCGAUACAUCGGCCAAUGGACGAAGCACUCCAAGUUUCCAGGAAAUAACAUUAAUGCGAUUGAAGAAUGCACAGCGCGAAAAGGAGCGGAAGGCCCUCGAGGCACAGCUUAUGAAGGAGGAUGAGGCAGCAGACGCUGCUGAGGCUGCUGCCGCUGAGGCCAAGGGGUAAUUACAGUUUUCAUUCUUUUGAUGUUGAGCGUCCUUUCGUUCGGUAGACUUCUAAUUUCAGAGAUACCCCUUUCAGCUUUGUUCUUUUUAUUCCUUGAAAGAAAGUUUGUCGUCUAUAGAGAAUACAUGGUCGUUAUAUGUACAAUAUAUGAUACACGAUGUGCCGUGAUCCA